Penicillium antarcticum is the source of this 552-nucleotide messenger RNA. RefSeq lists its product as uncharacterized. The coding region runs from base 1 to 552 and encodes 183 amino acids. The record is from RefSeq and is a predicted model, not a curated record. NCBI's taxonomy places the organism in Eukaryota, Fungi, Ascomycota, Eurotiomycetes, Eurotiales, Aspergillaceae. The transcript is spliced from 4 exons.
AUGGCAAGCGUUAAGAAGGAGUUUUUCGACCGUUACGUUGCGCGUGCCAUGGCUGGCGACCCCCCCCUGCCUCCCUACGAGACCGAUGACAAUGGCCAUAUUGUCAUGCAUAUUGGCGAGGUUUUCUGCCGCGUCCCCGACUGCUCCUCCCAAACAGUGAGUGAUGAAGGCAUCAGCUAUUGGAAAAGUAUUAAUAAUGCAUUACAGAAGCAGUUCUCCCACACUGGCAACCUGCGUGUCCACAUAAAGGCCCAUAAAGACCUCACCCUCCCCGGCCGCGCCAAAGGUGCCCCUAGUGUCGAGGACAAAAAUGCCUCGAUCGCGUGGUAUAAAUCGCUCUUUGCCCCUCCGAAGAAGAUGGCCGUGCCUUUUACGAAGGCUGGCAAUAUCGGUAUCAAAGAGAUCAAGGAUUUUCUUCGGACCAAGCAUGUGACCCAGUUCCCUUGCGAGUCCUGCGAGCAAGCUAAUGCUAAAUGCUGUGCCACCCCUUUCGUCUGCGAGUACCUUGACCGCUACUACGACGUUGAAGAGUCUUUCGACCGCCCGGAGUAA